CUUGAAGAGCGAAGCGGGUGCAUGUGUGUGCCAGGGUUUGCCUUGUCAUUGUAUCCUGAGAGAAACGCGUGGUCAGCGGCCACCGACAGCUCCACUGCAGCCUUACCGGUACAUGGUUCUGAGUUAAGUCCGACUUUAGGCUAGACAUGGACACUGGAAAGAGUGUCGAGGUUUUAAAUGCAUCAGAAAGUCCACAGCAAGAGGACACUGACAUGGAAAAAGGGAUUGUGUCAAAGUUGGAGACUCCAGAAGAAUUCUCAGAGCCUGAGAACCCCCCAGCUGUUGAGGAAGAGACCGAGCAGCUGGCGGUGAAUGGCCAUGAUAAAAAAGUCAUAAACUUGUCAGAAACAGAAGAGUUGAUUGUGACGGAAAAUGUUGUGCUGUCUGAGGAAAAAACUAAAAUGGGGGACAACUUGCCCACAGAAAAAUCUGAAAUGGAGUCUGAGGCUAGUUUGGUGGCUGCACCAGAACUAGAUGAGUCAUCUGAAAAGAUCUCUGAGCCACAUGCAGCUCUACACGCAGAACCAGAAAACAUCCAGCUCUUGCCAGAGAAUGACCCAGAACCUGUGCCAGUGCAAACACCUCUGGCUGAGAGUGCCCCUAAACCAGAGCCAGAGAAAUUGGCAGAAUCAGUUCCACAAGCUGAACCGCAAGAGCAAACAUUGCCUGAACCAACUGCGCUGCUGCCGGCAGUAGAUAAGCAGUCUCCUAGCAAAGAGGAGGUAAUGUCAGAACAAGUGGAAACUGAGACAGAAUUGCAGAUGACAUUAACUAGUGGGAAAGAAGAAGUUCCAGAAGAGAGGGUUGUGGAAAAAGAUAUCCUAAUUGAGCCUACAAAGGAAGUGGCAGAAGAAAAAGUGGCGGAGAUUGUGUUGGUAGCAGGAGAAAAAGUUGCGGAGACUGUAUUCGUGGCAGAGGUUGCCUCAGAGAAGCCAACAGAAGCUGUGACAUUGGCUGAGGCAGCAGAGCCAACAAAGGUUGUGGAAGAAGAAAAAGCAGCUGAGACUGUGUUGGUAGCAGAAGUUUCCUCAGAAAAGCCAACAGAAGUGGUUCCAUUGAAAGAAGAGGCAUCUGUGAAACCUUCAGAGGCCGAGAAGGAAGUUGAACCAGAAAAAUCAGUGGAGUCUGAUACUCUGAAAGGAGCUGAAGCAGCAGCUGAAACCUCUGAGAAGAACGAUGCUGAGGUUCAGAAGGAAGAGGAUGCAGUCCCUGCAUCUGGCUCCCUGGCCUUUGCCCUCCUGGAACAACAGAAAACCAAAGACUCCAUGCGAACCUCUCGUACACUUGUCGUCCUCAGAGGCCUUCCAGGAAGUGGUAAAAGCUUCCUGGCGCGUGCCAUAGCAGAUGCCUACGAAGACCACUGCACUCUUAUCACUGCUGAUGACCAUGGUAUAAAGCCAGAAAAUCCAGAAUCCUCUGUCGAUGGGUACAAGGCUCUGGAUGAGGCUGUGGUGGCCUGCUGCACUGCAGGGACCACCUCAUCUGUGCUGAUAGUGGUGGAUGACACCAACCACACCCAGGAUCGGCUGGCUCGCAUGGGGGAACUUGCCGAGCAACACCACCUUGUUAGUGUCUUUUUGGAGCCACUUACUGAAUGGAGCCGAGAUCCAGCUCAGCUAACUAAGAAGACCAGGCGUGGACUGGAGGAGGCCCAACUGGAGACCAUGAGGGGUCCACUAGAGGAAAUGUCCCUUCCUCUCUUCUUUGGCUGGUUUCUUCUCUCCUCCGUCCAGGACAAGGUCCGAUGCACAUCAAUGGACUUCCUGAAAACUCUGGACACAUUGGAGGCCUUCAAGAAACACUUGAGUGACUUCACUGGGAAAGCUGAGAAGGAGGUGGAUUUGGAACAAUACUUUCAGGCCAAAGGAACCCUCCAUUGCACUACGAAAUUCUGUGACUACGGAAAAGCUCCUGGUGCCAAAGAAUAUGCUCAGAACACAGCGGUCAAAGAAUUCUACGGUUCUGCAUUCGAGUUGUCCCUGAGUGCCCUCUUUGUGACUCCUCGCACUGUUGGUGCCAGAGUGUCCCUCACCGAGGAGCAGCUUCUGCUGUGGCCAGCUGAUCCCGAAGAGGAGGCAGGGUCCACCUCCCUGCCGCGGGGAAGCCGUGCACACAUCACCCUGGGAUGUGCCGAGCAUGUUGAGCCAGUUCAAACGGGUCUGGAUCUGCUCGAGAUCCUGACCCUGCAGCAGGAGGGCCAGCAGGGGGAGCCCAUCGAGGAGAUGGAGCUUGGCUCGCUGACCUAUUACGGCGAAGGAAGGUGGCUGCUCACCCUCAGGGAGCCGAUCUGCACCCCGGCCUGCUUCUCCAGCUUCUACGGGCGCAAGGAGGUAGAGCUGACCAAAAAAGAACCAGAGAAGAAGAAGAAGCAAAAGUGCACCAUACUGUAAAUGGCAAACAUGGGGAUGUGUGGCCGGGAUGACUGGUGAAUUACGGUUAGGCUUACUCUGUGCAAGGUUUGUGGGUUUCAGUUAUAGCCACCCUAAAUCCACAAGCUGUGUGCCUUUUUUACUGUUGAUUUGCACCACAACCUAAGAUGCCUUUAAUACAGACAGGCUUGUUGUCAACGUUUUUCGGUAUCUUGUUUCACAGAUCUGUUGCAUUUCCUGGCUAUUUGAUGAGGAGGUAGCUGCAGUUUUAGACUAAUGUAGUAUAGCAUCCCCCUACAGGUCCACAGUUAUCAACAACUUAGAUUUCCUCCUCGGUACAUGUCUUGUCUCUCAGUAUUCAGAUGUUAAAAAUUAGGUACUUUCAUUGCAUGCUUCCCAGUAUUGGCAUAAUAGCAACUGUAAGCCUUUCUAAAAGAACCUUUGCCGCUUAGUUGUAAGUGAAAAAGAUUAGCUGUCACUUCGGGACGUGUGUGUGUGUGUGUGCUGCCUAUGAAAUAAUUGUUACAACAGCAUAUGGGCCAAAGUUAGCUAAUUGAUUAAGUGUAUUAAAAUGUAUGUCAUUAAUUGAGGUCCUUCCUUGUAAAAUCUUUGCACAGUGCAUAGUUUAAAGGGAGAAUGCUGAUAAAUUGUGUUUGUUUUAACAGCUUGCACUUAGUUCUUAUCAAAUGCUGUGAAUCCAGGUUCAUAUUUUGCAAUCUUUUCUACUGUUCAAGGCUGCAUCAUUGAUCUGUUUUAUUGUCUUUGAACAGCACUUCCAUGUAUUGCAUUUCAAUUUGUAUCCUUUGUGUCUAAUUGUUGAAGGACAGUUCCUACUUUGUAGCUCUUGCGAAUCACUAUUUUUGCACUUGUUUUGUACACUUAAUAAAAAAGAACAUGCUUUGCUCCAA
This is a messenger RNA of Notothenia coriiceps (black rockcod), 3277 nucleotides long. RefSeq names its product 2'',3''-cyclic nucleotide 3'' phosphodiesterase (gene cnp). The record is from RefSeq and is a predicted model, not a curated record. Gene Ontology annotation, molecular function: 2',3'-cyclic-nucleotide 3'-phosphodiesterase activity. NCBI's taxonomy places the organism in Eukaryota, Metazoa, Chordata, Actinopteri, Perciformes, Nototheniidae. Gene Ontology annotation, cellular component: cytoplasm; membrane. The transcript is spliced from 4 exons. Gene Ontology annotation, biological process: cyclic nucleotide catabolic process. The coding region runs from base 147 to 2390 and encodes 747 amino acids.